GUGAAGGCCGAUCUUCUGCAGGCUGCCGGAAACUACCUAGCCAAUGACCCUAGAUUCGGUAACACCUCCGGUACCGCCAACCGAUAAUGCCCUGCAUUUUCUUUGACUCACUUCCAACACUGCUCCAGGACCACAAUCGAGCGUCCAUAUUCUUCUACGCUGGUUGAAGAUGGCUUUGGAAAGCUUCAGUGGGCCUUCCUGGAGGCGAUUGAAGGUGUCUGGAGCUCAAUUGGCUCGGCAAACUCAGCAAGUGAGGUUUUACAUCGCCCCAGCCAACUCGAUUCCCGCAGCCAAGAAGAGGUAUGUUCCCAAGUCGGGGACAUACCCCCUAGGCUUUCAGGCGUCAGGCAAGGUUGUCGGGGUCAAACCAGGCAAUACAACGAAGCCUGACCUGGCUUUCGUUGCCUCGGACAGGCCAUGUGCAGCCGCCGCGGUAUUCACCAAGAACAAGUUCCAAGCCGCUCCAGUGACUUUCAGCCGGGAGCUACUAAAGAGCAAGAAGAACAGGGGCAUACAGAGCGUGAUCGUCAACUCGGGAUGCGCAAAUGCGGUUACCGGCAAGGGUGGCUUGGAGGACGCAGCCAAGAUGGCCCAGGAGGCAGACAACUGCAUGGGCAAUGACGGGGGAACGCUCGUGAUGAGCACAGGAGUCAUCGGCCAGAGGUUGCCGAUUGGCAAGAUCCUGGAUAACGUGCCUGUUGUGCAUGGCGCCUUGGGCUCAUCCCAUGAGCACUGGCUCACCUGCGCCAGAGCCAUCUGCACCACAGACACCUUUCCUAAACUCAUCUCCCGGACGUUCGUCCUGCCAUCGACGCCGUCUGUCGAGUAUCGAAUUGCAGGCAUGACCAAAGGCGCUGGGAUGAUCCACCCAAACAUGGCCACGUUGCUUGGUAUAAUUGCUACUGAUGCCCCCGUCUCACCCGACGUUUUGCCCUCGGCCCUCAAGUAUGCAGUGGACCGAUCAUUCAACAGCAUCACCAUCGAUGGCGACACUUCAACGAACGACACCGUCGCGCUGCUGGCAAACGGUGCUGCGGGGGGGAAGGAGGUCACCUCGGUUGCGUCUCCAGACUAUGAAGCCUUCCAAACAGUCCUCACGGAUUUCGCAACCGACUUGGCCAAGCUCAUCGUGAGAGAUGGUGAAGGUGCCACAAAGUUUGUCACAAUUCGAGUAACCGAAUCCGCUAGCGAGGAGGCAGCCCGAAAGAUAGCGAGCACCAUCGCCCGGUCGCCCCUCGUCAAGACGGCACUGUACGGCAAGGAUGCCAACUGGGGCCGCAUCCUCUGCGCAACCGGAUACUCGUUGAUCUCGGAACCAGGUGAACAGGUCAACGAGGUAUCCGAGGUUGUCCCCGAGAAGACAAACGUAUCCUUUAUUCCCACGGACGGCUCGGCCGAGUUGAAACUGCUGAUCAAUGGCGAGCCUCAACUGGUCGACGAAGCCAGGGCUGCCGAGAUCUUGGAGUUUGAAGACUUGGAAAUCCUCGUCAGGCUGGGUACCGGAGACAAGGAGGCUACCUACUGGACAUGUGACUAUAGUCAUGAAUAUAUCACGCGUGCCGCGUCGCGUCUACCACACAUACUUCAGCAACCAAAUAAUCCAAGCUGUCAAGUCCACUUUCCAGGUGCCUUUCCCAUAUCGAGCGGUCGAAAGAUGCCCGCAGCAAAGGCAGAAGAGAAGGGCGAAUCCUCAACCUCCGUUGCCAAGAACGCGCUUGCCGCCAGUUCAAAUGGGGCCCCGACUUACGAGUUACCAUGGGUUGAGAAGUACCGGCCCGUGUUUCUGGACGACAUCGUGGGGAACACGGAGACAAUCGACCGGCUGAAGAUCAUCGCGCGGGACGGCAACAUGCCGCACGUCAUCAUCUCAGGGAUGCCGGGGAUCGGCAAGACGACGAGCGUGCUGUGCCUUGCGCGGCAGCUGCUGGGAGACGCGUACAAGGAGGCGGUGCUGGAGCUCAACGCCAGCGACGAGCGGGGCAUCGACGUGGUGCGGAACCGGAUCAAGGGCUUUGCGCAGAAGAAGGUGACGCUCCCGGCGGGGCGGCACAAGGUGGUGAUCCUGGACGAGGCCGACAGCAUGACGUCGGGGGCGCAGCAGGCGCUGCGGCGGACCAUGGAGAUCUACUCGGGCACGACGCGCUUCGCCUUUGCGUGCAACCAGUCCAACAAGAUCAUCGAGCCGCUGCAGUCGCGGUGCGCCAUCCUGCGGUACGCCCGCCUGACGGACGCGCAGGUCGUCAAGCGGCUGCUGCAGAUCAUCGAGGCCGAGUCGGUGCAGUACAGCGACGACGGGCUGGCGGCGCUGGUGUUCAGCGCCGAGGGCGACAUGCGGCAGGCCAUCAACAACCUGCAGUCGACCCACGUCGGCUUCGGCUUCGUCUCGGGCGACAACGUCUUCAAGGUCGUCGACUCGCCCCACCCCAUAAAGGUCCAGGCCAUGCUCAAGGCCUGCUACGAGGGCAACGUCGACUCCGCCCUCGACACCCUGCGCGAGCUCUGGGACCGCGGCUACUCGAGCCACGACAUCAUCAGCACCAUGUUCAAGGUCACCAAGACCAUCCCCACCCUCAGCGAGCACGCCAAGCUCGAGUUCAUCAAGGAGAUCGGCUUCACCCAUAUGAAGAUCCUGGAAGGCGUCCAGACCCUCCUGCAGCUGAGUGGUUGUGUGGUGAGACUUGCCAAGCUGAACAUGGACCCCAAGAAGUUCCAGCCGCCACCAAAGAAGUGAGGCCGGUCGGUGUAUGUGUGGAAGAGGUUUAAUCACCAUUUAGCAUGUCCUGGGCGUUGGUUUCGAAAUGGGAAAAAUGGGGAUUUUAGUGGCUGGCAGCCCCUGGGUCGGUAGAACUGUCUUAUAAU
This is a messenger RNA of Phialemonium atrogriseum, 2859 nucleotides long. Its product is annotated as ArgJ family-domain-containing protein. Gene Ontology annotation, cellular component: mitochondrial matrix. Gene Ontology annotation, molecular function: L-glutamate N-acetyltransferase activity, acting on acetyl-L-ornithine as donor; ATP hydrolysis activity; DNA binding. The record is from RefSeq and is a predicted model, not a curated record. The coding region runs from base 170 to 2731 and encodes 853 amino acids. The transcript has 4 exons. NCBI's taxonomy places the organism in Eukaryota, Fungi, Ascomycota, Sordariomycetes, Cephalothecales, Cephalothecaceae. Gene Ontology annotation, biological process: L-ornithine biosynthetic process; DNA replication; L-arginine biosynthetic process.